UUCCUGACGUUGACAAGCUCCGAAAAGGCUUCCUGGCAUUGCCAACUGGGCUGUGCAUGUUGCUUCCAUUGCCUGUGGUCCAGCUUUCUAACUCUUCUAGUUUAAUUUCUUGGCUUUUGCACAUAGCCCAUCCACAGAGGACAUGGAGAGGAUGCGAGGAUACUCAUGGUGGCGUCUUGGAGUUGUCUUCUUUGUACACUGGGCAGCAGGGGAUACGGGGAGCAAAGCCAAGAGCUGUGAAUCGGUGAGGCAGGUGUACAAUGCCAGGGGCUUUAGCCUCACUGGAGUGCCCCAGUCAGAGAUCUCAGGUGAGCAUCUGAGGAUUUGUCCACAAGGCUACACCUGCUGCACCUCGGAGAUGGAGGAAAACUUUGCCAAUAUCAGCAAAUUGGAGUUUGACAACUCACUGCGAGAAUCCAGCUUGUCAAUCCAAGGCCUGCUCAUCUCACAGAACAGGAACUUUGAUAGAUACUUCCAGGACCUGUUGAAUAAGUCGGAGCAGACUCUCCUGGACACCUUCCCGAAUCGUUAUGGGGAGCUGUACAGCCAAAAUGAUGGGAAGAUUUUCAGAGACUUGUACUCGGAGCUGCGUCAGUAUUAUCGUGGCUCUGGGGUUAACUUGGAGGAGGCAUUAACAGAGUUCUGGAGCCACCUGCUGGAGCGUGUAUUCAAGUCACAGAGCCCGCAAGUCACUUUUUCCUACGAGUAUUUGGACUGCUUGGCGAAGCAGUAUGACCAGCUUAAGCCAUUUGGGGACAUUCCACGGGAAAUGAAGCUAAAAGCUACCAGGGCAUUUAUUGCUGCCCGUUCAUUUGUCCAGGGACUAGCAGCUGCUGCAGACAUUGUCAAGAAAGUCACCCAGGUUCCUAUGAGCAAAGAAUGCACACGAGAAGUUAUGAAACUGAUGUAUUGUCCGUUGUGCCGGGGUCAUGCUACUACAAAGCUGUGCGAUAACUACUGUUGGAACGUCAUGCAGGGAUGUCUGGCUAAUCAAGCAGAUUUGGAUUCUGAAUGGAGAAAUCUGAUUGAGUCUUUAAUGUUAGUUGCGGGCAAGUUUAAUGGAGCUGUGGGAGUGGAGUACAUUGUGGGAACCAUCCACAUAAAGAUUUCCGACGCUAUAAUCUACAUGCAAGAGAACAAGGAUUUGAUAACCAACAAGGUCUUCAAAAGUUGUGGGAACCCCAAAAAGGGUGGCAAGACUCCCAAAGCAGAUGAAAGAAGAAGAAAAGGAAAGGCUGUUCAAGAAGAUAAAUCUAUCGUACCCAGCAUGGAGAACCUGGUAAUAGAUGUGAAAGCGACGCUCAGUGACAUUCAGGAUUACUGGAUAUCAUUACCAAGUAUGUUCUGCAAUGAAAAGACUAUCGCUGGUCAAGGCAACGAAGACAAGUGCUGGAAUGGAAUGGCCCGAGCUAGGUACAUGCCAGAACGGAUGGGCAGUGGCCUUGCCAACCAAAUCAAUAACCCUGAGAUUGACGUGGAUAUUACCAAGCCUGAUAUGACCAUCCGUCAGCAGAUCAUGCAGCUGAAGAUCAUGACAAACCGCCUCCGCAAUGCCUACAAUGGAAAUGAUGUGGACUUCCAGGACACAAGCGAUGACAUCAGCGGAUCAGGAAGCGGAGACGGCUGCACUGACAGCGUCUGCGUCAAAACAGCCUCAGGAGACGCUGCUGUAGUGCACACGCAAACACAUAUAAAUCAUAAUUCCAAAUCAUCAGAAGACACAGGGAACAGUGCUUACGCUCACUCAUGGAGCCUCCUUAUGCUUGUCAUGGCUUUGCUCGUGGCACUUUCUGCUCGAUGGUAACUUAUGUGAAUUUUCAUAUAAAAGGGAAUGCUGUUUACUUCACCCUGCCCAAAUCAACUCGACCUUCUCAGUUUGGAUGUAGAUGACAAUGGAAAGGGAGAAGGAGCUGGAGAUCAGGCCUCUAUAACACUGUGUUCUUCUACAGGCUCACAAAGUCUCCAUACCUGUACAUUUUUUGUAACUGUGUGUAUUUUAUUUUCGGAUACAGAUAAAUCUUAAUCGGGCUGUUUUUUUUUUUUAUUCUUUGAUCGAUAGCACAAUAUUGUUAUAAGUGGCAUAAAGCCUCACUAAUACCGUGUCUCUUUUCUAAGAUGAAAAAUAAAAUACAUGAAAAAAAUGUAAGAUAUUUAUUAGUGCAAAUACACACAUCUAUCAGCCUAUAGAACGGACAGAUUCAGAGAAGCAAUGGAUGCAGUUUUCUUUAUGUGUCUAUAUAUAAAGAACGGUCCUCUUUAUUUCUGUCACCGGGCGUGAUUUUGAGGAGAGGCAUGAGAAGCCAUCUUGUUGUCACCAGAGAUUUUGUUUAGUCUAUUUAAAGAGCUUGUCCUUAUACAAAGGCUGAGUAGACUGUACACAAGAGCUUUGUGGAGACUUGCUUACUUAUUCAGUAUUGUAGUCAUCUGCAUCACAAAACUGCAAACAUAGACUGAGAGAGCAUGUACCUU
This is a messenger RNA of Nanorana parkeri, 2469 nucleotides long. It is a transcript of the gene GPC1, whose product is annotated as glypican 1. The record is from RefSeq and is a predicted model, not a curated record. Gene Ontology annotation, molecular function: fibroblast growth factor binding. Bases 143 to 1804 code for a protein of 553 amino acids. Gene Ontology annotation, biological process: negative regulation of fibroblast growth factor receptor signaling pathway; regulation of protein localization to membrane; cell migration. Gene Ontology annotation, cellular component: synapse; extracellular region; plasma membrane. The transcript is spliced from 9 exons. Lineage: Eukaryota; Metazoa; Chordata; Amphibia; Anura; Dicroglossidae.